AGGCGCUCUGCUUCUCGUUUGUCGGCGUGCCCUGCGACCAGAAGCGGAGUGGGGAGGACUAAGAGCGGCGGGGCGAGGGCGGCCGGCGGCCCGGACCCUGCUGCUGCCCCCCCUCCUCCCCACUCGGAAGAAGAAGAAGCAACGGCUGCGGAGAGCGGAUAUGUCCGACAACGGCUUCGACCGGGCUCCCGGCGCUGGUCGAGGCCGAGGGGGUGGUGCCCCAUUAGCCCCAGAAAGCGGGGCUCGCUUGGGGAGCGGCGGCGGCGGCGGCGGCACUUUCGGGACUCCCGAGCAGCUCCUGAAGCAGGGCUUCGCGCGUCCUCAGGAGCCUCUCCGGCCGCCCAAGACGGCGCCUCCGGGCACCAACGCCGCCUCAGAGCCAGCAAGACCUUCAUCGUUACCAGAAAAAAAUAAUCCAGGCUCAGCAGUAACUAAACCUCAUGUGGUUGUGGCUCCAGUGGUAAUGUCAAAGCUGUCAGUAAAUGCUCCUGAAUUUUACCCAUCAGGAUACACCCAAAAUCACACUGGAUCUUCUUUAGAAGAUGACUAUGCUGGAUAUCCAACUUCAACAGAAUAUGUGCAGGAUUUUCUGAAUCAUCUUGCAGAGCAACCAGCCUGUUUUGAAACUGAAAUAGCACAUUUUGCAGAAAUUCUAAAUGGUUGUGUGACUACAUACGAAGCUUUACAAGAACUUGUUGAACUCAUAUAUCAACAGGCUACAUCUGUCCCCAAUUUUUCCUAUAUCGGGGCACGGCUAUGCAAUUAUCUCUCUCAUCACCUCACGAUUAAUCCACAAAAUGACAACUUUAGAAAAUUACUCCUUUCCAGGUGUCAAAAAGAAUUUGAAAAUAGAGAUGGAGCUGCCAAAGGGGAUGAUGCUGUAAGGAAAAGAUUUCAUGCAUUUGUGCUGUUUUUGGCUGAACUUUAUCUAAAUCUAGAGGUAAAAGGAAGUAAAGGACUAGUAACUCGAGCUGACAUUCUUCAAACUGGACUUCAUGAGCUAUUAAAUACCCUUUUUUCAAAUCCUCUGGACAGCAAUUUAAUUUGUGCAGUAAAACUAUUGAAGUUGACAGGAUCUGUCCUUGAAGAUGCAUGGAAAGAAAAAGGAAGUACUUAUAUGGAUAAUAUAAUACAGAAAAUUGAAAAUGUUGUCUUAGAUGCAAAUUGCAGCAGAGAUGUAAAGCAAAUGCUAUUAAAAUUAGUAGAACUGCGGUCAAGUAAUUGGGGAAGGGUACAUAUUGCUUCAACAUACAGGGAAGCAACUCCAGAAAACGAUCCUAACUACUUCAUGAAUGAACCAACAUUUUACACAUCAGAGGGUGUGCCUUUCACUGCAGCAGAUCCAGAUUACCAAGAGAAAUAUCAAGAACUUCUUGAAAGGCAAGAUUUGUUUCAAGGAUAUGAAGAAAAUGGAACAGGAGCUGGAGACCAAUACUAUGAUGAUGAUGACGAUGAUGAAAAAGAUGAUGAGAUGGAUCCAGAAAUUGAAGAAGCGUUUGAAAAAUUUUGCUUAGAAUCUGAACGCAAGAGGAAACAAUAAGUUUUACAUAAAGUUUGUUUUUUGAAAAAAAUAAAACAGCAUAGAAUGGACAAUAAGGAAACAAAUGGAAAAUCCUGCAAUCCAUAUCAAAGGAAAUUAAGUUUUUCCAAGUAUGCAAUUUCCCUCUUGUUAAACAGAAUCUGCCAAAAAGAAGCAAUUGUAAAGUGAAAUUCUUUAUCUUGAAUAAUAUGUAAAUAUUAUAGUUUAUUUUAUGUACAGUUAAAUAAGCAGUGUUUUUGCUGUAACAAAUUUAUUUGGCGCGUCGCAUUAAUCUAAAAGUUCAAGUUAGAUUAAAUUUGUAUUAAAAAUUCACACUUUUCUGAAGUAAAAUCCUUUCAAUAGUAAUGCAUUUUGACUUGCUUUUGGAAUGGAUUUGUACAUUCUUUCCUUUGGAUAGCUUGUAGCAUUCACCCCACAUUUUUAGGCUCAUGAAGUUGCCAAAUUAUUUACUUAAUAUUUUACAAAUCAUUAAAAUUGUAACCAGCCAAGGACAAUUUGGAGCUGGGCACAAAAAUUGAAUUUUCAAACAGUUACAUUGUCAAUUAAUGUUUCAGUUCAUCAAAUCUGUCUUCAACAUUACUGUGUUUUAGAUGUCAUAUUGGUCAUCUUCUGAAGUAUGGUUUUAGAUGAUCAGAAAUGUGUCAUGUUUAUUCCUUUACCCACUUUCAUAUUAAUACUUCCUGAUUUAGCCAUUGUUUAUUGUCAGACAAAACAAUGAUUAAUGCUAAUCAGGAUUACUUUAAAAUGUUGGUUUAAAAAUCUGGUUCAUCAGGUAAAGGAGAAGAUUGCAAAGUCUCCCAAAAUGGUUUAGGAUGCUUUCUAAAUCCUGAUCCACAGAUAGCAGCCUAGAAAUUCUGACCUUUGCUCAUGUUUGCAGAGAAUAAUUAAUUUUUUACACCAGCAACAUUGGGCCCUAAGUUGAGGACUUGCUGUUUUAGAGGUUUCAAAAUAGAAUAUGUCUGAAUUCAGCCAUUUCUGUUGAUUUUCACUUUGAAAUUUUAAAGAAGCUAUUUUUUUAGUUCGAAGUUCAUAAUUUGUGUCUUUGAAAUGCAUACUAAAAAGAAAGCACUCGUGUCUCUUUUUAGUUUCCAUCACAUUUAACAAGUAAAUUGUUUACAAAGAAAUUUGUCUACUGAUUAUGUCUUCCCUUUAAAUCAUCUGGGUUUUUUUCUCUCUAAAAUUGUGUCCAGAAUACUUUUAACAUUUUAUUCACUAUUUUAUAUUACCUAGAAUCUUAUUUCCUAACACCAAAUGUGUUGAACUUCCUGAGCAGUAGGCUAAAUAACUUAUAUAAAGACAUAAGUUGUAAAUAUGUAUGUAAAUAGUGCUGUUUAAUAUUGCACUGUUAUAACUUGGUACAAUUUGUGUCUGUUAAAUGAGUUAGUAUAAAAUUACAUCUUCUGGUUGUUUAGCAUUUAGUUAACACCAUAUUUUGCAAAAAAUAAAAAUAAACAGUUUGUUGUUGUUGGAUA
Messenger RNA from Thamnophis elegans (Western terrestrial garter snake), 3012 nucleotides. It is a transcript of the gene PAIP1, whose product is annotated as poly(A) binding protein interacting protein 1. The record is from RefSeq and is a predicted model, not a curated record. Gene Ontology annotation, molecular function: RNA binding; protein binding; translation activator activity. NCBI's taxonomy places the organism in Eukaryota, Metazoa, Chordata, Lepidosauria, Squamata, Natricidae. Gene Ontology annotation, biological process: regulation of translational initiation. The coding region runs from base 161 to 1540 and encodes 459 amino acids. The transcript has 11 exons.